CGCGCGAAGGCGUAGGUAGGCGUGGGAGGACGGGUAAGCCUGGUCCAUGCGGUGGGGCGCAGCGAAGCAGAAGCCCACUGGUGAAGGGCUACUGACGUCCAGUGACGGGAAAGGAGGGCAAGACACAGGAAGGCGAGGAACUGUUUUUCUUGACGUAUGCAUUUAAGGAGAAAAAGAUUUGGAAAGAAACAAUGGGUGCUGAUUUUUGAGGAUGCCAGUUAUGCCUCCAUGUACUCAGAGAUCCAGAGGGAGCGGGCGGACAUCGGAGGCCUGAUGGCCCCGCCAGAGUACAGAGAGUGGAACCCUGAGCUCAUCAAGCCCAAGAAGCUGCUGAACCCCGUCAAGGCCUCCCGGAGCCACCAGGAGCUGCACCGAGAGCUGCUCAUGAACCACAGAAGGGGCCUGGGCGUGGACAGCAAGCCGGAGCUACAGCGCGUCCUUGAGCACCGCCGGCGGAACCAGCUCAUCAAGAAGAAGAAGGAGGAGCUGGAGGCCAAGCGGCUGCAGUGUCCCUUUGAGCAGGAGCUGUUGAGACGGCAGCAAAGGCUGAACCAGCUGGAAAAGCCACCAGAAAAGGAGGAGGACCGUGCUCCCGAAUUUAUUAAAGUCAGGGAGAAUCUGCGCAGAAUCGCCACACUGACCAGUGAAGAGAGAGCGCUGUAGAGCUGGAGCUCCAGCGCCCUCUGCAGCCCGCCUUCGGCCCCCACACCCUCUUCCAGCCCUUCUGUAUCUGGCUGCCCUGGGCCCCCGCCUUGGCACAUCUGUGAUGUUCACGCUGGCUCCUGUAAAAUGCAUUUCCCCAAGAGGGCCAGCUCCACCCCUCACCCCUUCCCCCCAAAGCUGGGGGCUUCUCAGCUCCCAGGCUUUUCCCUCUGAGCACGCAUCUCUCCUGCUCCAAAAAGCCCCGGCGAGGAAAACUUUUACAAGGCCCCUCUCCCGAAGGGGCUUCUGAGCCCUGCGGAGAUUUUUCUGGCAUUGUUGAGAGAAUGAGGCACGGCCCAUCUCUGGCUGAGCAAGCCCACCAUUCUGCCCAGGCCCCAUCGGGCCCUCCUUCUCUGGGCAGCCCCGCUCCCAGGGCUCAGAGAACUUCCCUGCAGCCAGAGGUGUGGCAGCUAAGCAGAGCAUCUCACGCCUGCCUGGAAAGCCACCGAGGGGAGAAGGGGUCAAGUGUAUCUGUCCUGGGUGAGGAAGGCUCCUGUAACGCCAGGUCAAAGCAUACUUACUAACCAACCAGCCUUUCCCCCCAACCCACGCCUUUAUUUUCUCCUCUACCGCCCUCCUUGUCCAGGCCUUGCAACCACACCAAGCCAGGGCUGUAGCCUUCCUGCUCCUAGAAGCCUAGAGCAGUGCUUCUCAAAAUCUAUUGUGCCUCUGAAUUACUGGGGAUCUUGCUAAAAGACGGCUUCUGAUUCAGCAGGUCUGGGGAGAGGGCUGAGAUUCCGUAUUUCUGACAAGCUCCUCGGCUGCUGGUCCGAGGACCACACCUUAUGCAGCAAGGCUCGAGCAUCCAGGGGUGGUAAAUAUUGGAAACAUCAUGCCUAAAGCCAUCUCUGCCCCUCAAUUCCCAUGGACCUCUACCCUGGAGGCUCCCACCUACCUCCACAGCCCCAAAGCGCUCUUUAUUUUCCACGCCACCCCAGGAACCCCGGGCCUAGGAUGACUCUGGCCUAGCAAAUUCUGUUAUGUGACCAGGGAUGUAUAUAAUUGCCAAUCUGCAUUCCUUACCACACUGUUAUGAUGCAAUUCUAGCAAAACCGCCCCCCCCCCAAAACAACCUUUUUUUCUAAACCUUUUCCCAAAGCCUCUGAAGAGCAAAUACACAGUGAUUACUGUAGGUUUUUGAAAUUUAAAAGGAGUUUGAAGCCUCCCACCCUUACAUACUGGCCCCACUGAAUCCCCAUUUCCAGCCUCUGCACCUGAGACCCACCCUCUUCUUGGUUUCUGUCACCUGGGCCAGCUCCACUGAAUCCACUCCUUCCUCAAAAAUUCCUUCCCCCAUGAGACCAGAUGUUUUAACUGUUUGCUCCUAUCCCAUUUUUAAAGAUUUAGAGACUAAACCAAGCCUGUUUCUUUUUCCCCUGAAGAAUAAAAUACCUGCCUCUGAUUUCAUAAACUCAUCAUUCAAGGUGACAGGGCCAUACUAGAAAAGCACUUCCUUUCACCCCACUCCCUCCACCACCCUCCAUCCCGCCAAGACUGCCAGAAAGAGCUGCCGCUGAAAUGCUGUGUGAUACCUGGAACAAAGGUGGGAGGAAAGGCAUCAUCCUGGUCUUACCCCGAACGGGGCGAUUGGAGGGUGACCAAAGCCAUCCUCUUCCUGUGUGUGAUGUAAGCCAUGGGCUGUGAAUAUGGACAGGCUGUGUGUGUGUGUGUGUGUGUGUUGAAGUUGAGCUUCUAAAAGGCUCUUGAAUGUGACGGUCUUAGUGAGAAGGUGGUAAUGCUGUUUUAAAUGUCUGCCAGGCGAGAAUAAUGCUACAAAUGAACAGUCCCUAAAUAAAGACCCCUGCUUCCCCAAAGUAGUCCUCAGGGUCUCUGUUCAGACAUGUGAGAAGCGAGACAGAGCACCUAGGAUGGUGAAGUCCCUCCAAGGGAAUGCUCGGGAUUUCACUCAGUGGGCCCCAGAGGUGCUCCAGAGAGGUGGCAAGUCACUGGAGACAAAGCCCCCAAAGGAGACGGGAGUUCGAGUACCACACUGUCCCGUGGAGCCACAGCAGACACGCUUGUUCACUCCCCAGUGAUCAGCCCCAACUCAUCUCUCCAGCCCCCUCCCACUAUAGCAGCUGUAACCCAGAUUCUCACUGUUCCAGCCUCCUUUACAGUUUGGGGUGACCAUGUGACCAGGUAUGGCCAGUGAAAUUUAAGAGGAAGUCUAACAGGGGCUUUUUAGGAAAGCUUACUUUUUUCUGAUAAAAGAGACAGAUUGGGUAACACCUCCUUGCCCUUCCCUUCUUCCUGCCUUGAUUGAGGACGUGAUGCCUGGAACCACAGCAGCCAUCUUGCUACAAUGAGAAAAAAGGCCAAGAGAAUCUCACAGACAUUGUACCUACUGUCACUUGAUCAAGCCAAUGCCAGCAGCCAUCCUCCUCUAUAGAAUUCUUGUAAAUAAAAAUAAAAUCCUCCUUGUUUAAGCCA
Camelus dromedarius (Arabian camel) is the source of this 3132-nucleotide messenger RNA. RefSeq names its product family with sequence similarity 107 member A (gene FAM107A). The record is from RefSeq and is a predicted model, not a curated record. NCBI's taxonomy places the organism in Eukaryota, Metazoa, Chordata, Mammalia, Artiodactyla, Camelidae. The transcript has 4 exons. The coding region runs from base 157 to 663 and encodes 168 amino acids. Gene Ontology annotation, biological process: actin filament bundle assembly; actin filament polymerization; regulation of actin cytoskeleton organization. Gene Ontology annotation, cellular component: synapse; neuron projection; stress fiber.